Misgurnus anguillicaudatus (oriental weatherfish) is the source of this 1270-nucleotide messenger RNA. The record is from RefSeq and is a predicted model, not a curated record. Lineage: Eukaryota; Metazoa; Chordata; Actinopteri; Cypriniformes; Cobitidae.
UACAUGCUAAACAAAAUGAUUGGGUCACAGGCUGUCAGUGGGAUUGAAAACCUUUUAGUCACCAUAGAAGCCUUGGCAGCCCAACCCAAACCUGGUGGAAAACUAAGCACCUUCUAUGCUGCCAUGCAAGAGCAGCACCACCAGAAUCAGGAUAAUGAAAUUAUCAAGUUCAAGUUUCAAGAAGUCAACCUUUCAAAAGGGGAGGCUGCAAAACUGGUGGAAGGCGAAUCCAUCAGCCAAGCUGCCCCCAGACUGCACCGGGCAAUCGAAAGAACAUGCGAGUCCACUGUGAAACACCUGAGAAACAGAUUCAGUAGCCUGCUGGAGAACAACACAAAGGACACACAAACAACCACAGCAGUGCAGUCUUUUAAUGCCUUCAACCACCAUGCCUGGCCAGAUGACAAACGUAGGCUCUGGAACCACGGUGUGAAGGAUGUAGAGUUUCUCUUGGAGCACUUCUCCACAGUCCUGAGAAGGAAUGGGUGCAAUCCAGAACUGGCCAAGGAAGAAUUUCAAGCUAUGAAAAUGAUGAUAUACACAUCUUUUAAGGACAAGAGCUACCUUGGACUCUGGGAGGUGAUGCUAACUACUGAGCCAUACUGCUCAGAUUAUAAGAACAUCCUACACCUGAUUCAGAUCAUGCUGGUACUGCCUAUUUCUGCUGCUGUCUGUGAGAGAGGUUUCUCUACACAGAAAAGAAUUAAAUCAGACAUAAGAGCAAAUCUUCACUCAGACACUUUAGAAGACCUUAUCAGAAUCAGUGUAGAGGGGCCUGAACUGAUUGACUUUGAUGCCAGAGAGAGUGUGCAGAACUGGCUCUCACAGGGGCAAAGGGCAAGGAGGCCCAACUAUACACAAUGGCCAAUCGAUAUUGGCAUGUGAGGGGGAUGUCCUGUGAAGUGGACAUGCAUUGGUUUUUGUUUCUUAUUAAAAAGUUAAUAGCUGGUGACAAUCUAUUAUUAUAUUAUUUUAUGGAUUUAUUUAUUUUAUUUUUCCUUACGAGUUCAGGAGUAGAAACAAAUUAAUGUUGCACGUUAUUGUGUACUGUAUGUUCUAUUGAAGUAAAUCUAUCAAUGUUAAAGAAAACAAGAAGGCAUGUGGUUACAAAAAGAUGGCAAGAACAAUAAAAAGCACAUCUGUAUGCAAUACAGCUUCAUUAUUGUUUAUUAUCCAGAGCCGCUUAAUAUAACUAAUUUGUGCGACCAAAUCAUGUUUUGCGCAAGUAACUGAAAAAGUUAGUAGCGCAAGUGCCACCAGUGGAAAAAGU